Messenger RNA from Sturnus vulgaris (Common starling), 1278 nucleotides. RefSeq names its product transmembrane protein 97 (gene TMEM97). Gene Ontology annotation, cellular component: endoplasmic reticulum. The record is from RefSeq and is a predicted model, not a curated record. NCBI's taxonomy places the organism in Eukaryota, Metazoa, Chordata, Aves, Passeriformes, Sturnidae.
CUGGCGAUGGCGGCGGCUCCGCGGUGGCGGGAGCGGCUCUUCGCCCUCUAUUUCCUCUCGCACAUCCCGAUCACGGCGCUCAUCGACCUCCAGCCGCUGCUGCCCGCCGGGAUCGUGCCGCAGGCCCUGACAGACCUGUUGCAGCAGUAUGCAACUGCCUUCAGGGACCCCAUGAUGCUGCAGCCCCCAGAGUGGUUCAAGGCGUUCAUCUACUGUGAAGCCUUUUUCCAGCUGCCCUUCUUCCCCAUCGCUGCCUACGCCUUCCUGAAAGGUGGCUGCAGAUGGAUCAGGACUCCUGCCAUUAUCUACUCCACCCACGUAGCCACCACUCUGUUUGCCAUCCUGGCCCACAUCCUGUUCCACGACUUCUCCAGGUCGGGGCUCGCGGGCCCGCAGACGCUGCGCGAGCGCCUGGUGCUGCUCUCCAUCUACCUGCCCUACCUGCUGAUCCCCCUGCUGCUGCUCUUCACCAUGCUCUGCAACCCCCACUACAAACACGUGGAGAAGAGGAAAAGGAAGUAGCCGGCUCUGGAGGUGGCACACGCCGCACCUGGGCUGCUUUUGGUUCUGACCCUACUCUGGUGGAGUCCUCUGGGACAAACGUCUCCCUCGUGUUGGCUGCAGCUUUUCCCAGAGCAGCGGCUGCUGCAAGGAAAAAUGGAAUUGGUUGGAGUGCAGAGCCCUGCUGCCACCACACACAGCUCUGGCAGGGGCCUGGGCCAGCCUGGGGUCGGGUCUGUGCAGGGCCUCUCUCCCAGGAAAAUGGACUUUUAACCCUUUGCUGUGUAACUCUCUGAGGGGAUACACACACACUCACUCACACUCUGCAGCUGAUACUGUUCUUCCAAGGUCCCUUUUUCCAAAAUGACUGUUUGGAAACCACCCAAGUAGGAAAUUUGUCUUCCAGCCACAUAUUCUGAAGAGUCCUCAACCCAUUAUACACAGAUUUGCAAAGCUGUUCUUCUGAAGCAUUUCGAAUCAUAUCAUGAUUCUUAACUUCCUUGCCCCUUCCUUUAAAAUUUUCACUGCCUUUGCUCUGCUUAAUUUUGAUUAAUUAUAAAUGUCUGAUCAAUGAUAAAUGUGCCAAAAUCUGGAUCUAUGAAUGCUUAAAGUUACCCUUGACAACCAGGAGCCUAGAGGAUUCUGAAGUACUUCAGGAAUUGUAACCAAGGAGUUGAAAAUUUCUUUCUUCCCUAAAAUCAUUUCUGGUAUGGAAAUAAAUAACUAAAUGCAUUAAACUGCAUUCAGUCUUCUUCAGGGAAUGGCUGAAGGAACUUA